Molecule: messenger RNA, 2523 nt
Organism: Coregonus sp. 'balchen'
Lineage: Eukaryota; Metazoa; Chordata; Actinopteri; Salmoniformes; Salmonidae
Source: the annotation of a GenBank genome assembly
AUGGUGACCUCAUCUGGGGUGUUUCUACCUGAAUCUAUGGUGACCUCAUCUGGGGUGUUUCUACCUGAAUCUAUGGUGACCUCAUCUGGGGUGGUUCUACCUGAAUCUAUAGUGACCUGGGGUGGUUCUACCUGAAUCUAUAGUGACAUGGGGUGGUUCUACCUGAAUCUAUAGUGACAUGGGGUGGUUCUACCUGAAUCUAUAGUGACAUCACCUGGGGUGGUUCUACCUGAAUCUAUAGUGACAUCACCUGGGGUGGUUCUACCUGAAUCUAUAGUGACCAGGGGUGGUUCUACCUGAAUCUAUAGUAACAUGGGGUGGUUCUACCUGAAUCUAUAGUGACAUCACCUGGACUGGUUCUACCUGAAUCUAUAGUGACCUCACCUGGACUGGUUCUACCUGAAUCUAUAGUGACCUCAUCUGGACUGGUUCUACCUGAAUCUAUAGUGACCUGGGGUGGUUCUACCUGAAUCUAUAGUGACCUGGGGUGGUUCUACCUGAAUCUAUAGUGACCUGGGGUGGUUCUACCUGAAUCUAUAGUGACCUGGGUUAGUUCUACCUGGAUCUAUAGUGACCUGGGGCGGUUCUACCUGAAUCUAUAGUGACCUGGGACGGUUCUACCUGAAUCUAUAGUGACCUGCGGUGGUUCUACCUGAAUCUAUAGUGACUUGGGGCGGUUCUACCUGAAUCUGUAGUGACCUGGGGAGGUUCUACCUGAAUCUAUAGUGACAUCACCUGGGGUGGUUCUACCUGAAUCUAUAGUGACCUGGGGUGGUUCUACCUGAAUCUAUAGUGACCUGGGGUGGUUCUACCUGAAUCUAUCGUGACCUCACCUGGGGUGGUUCUACCUGAAUCUAUAGUCACCUGGGGUGGUUCUACCUGAAUCUAUAGUGACCUCAUCUGGGGUGGUUCUACCUGAAUCUAUAGUGACAUGACCUGGGGUGGUUCUACCUGAAGCUAUAGUGACAUCACCUGGACUGGUUCUACCUGAAUCUAUAGUGACCUGUGGUGGUUCUCCCUGAAUCUAUAGUGACCUCACCUGUGGUGGUUCUACCUGAAUAUAUAGUGACCUCACCUGGGGUGGUUCUACCUGAAUCUAUAGUGACCUGGGGUGGUUCUACCUGAAUCUAUAGUGACCUCACCUGUGGUGGUUCUAUCUGAAUCUAUAGUGACCUCACCUGUGGUGGUUCUAUCUGAAUCUAUAGUGACCUCAGUGGUGGUUCUACCUGAAUCUAUAGUGACCUGGGGUGGUUCUACCUGAAUCUAUAGUGACCUGGGGUGGUUCUACCUGAAUCUAUAGUGACCUCACUUGGACUGGUUCUACCUGAAUCUAUAGUGACCUCACCUGGGAUGGUUCUACCUGAAUCUAUUGUGACCUGGGGCUUUUCUACCUGAAUCUAUAGUGACCUGGGGUGGUUCUACCUGAAUCUAUAGUGACCUGGGGCGGUUCUACCUGAAUCUAUAGUGACAUCACCUGGGGCGGUUCUACCUGAAUCUAUAGUGACAUCACCUGGGGUGGUUCUACCUGAAUCUAUAGUGACCUGGGGUGGUUCUACCUGAAUCUAUAGUGACCUCAUCUGGGGUUGUUCUACCUGAAUCUAUAGUGACUUGGGGUGGUUCUACCUGAAUCUAUAGUGACAUCACCUGGACUGGUUCUACCUGAAUUUAUAGUGACCUGUGGUGGUUCUCCCUGAAUCUAUAGUGACCUCACCUGUGGUGGUUCUACCUGAAUCUAUAGUGACCUCACCUGGGGUGGUUCUACCUGAAUCUAUAGUCACCUGGGGUGGUUCUACCUGAAUCUAUAGUGACAUCAUCUGGGGUGGUUCUACCUGAAUCUAUAGUGACCUCAUCUGGGGUGGUUCUACCUGAAUCUACAGUGACAUGACCUGGGGUGGUUCUACCUGAAUCUAUAGUGACCUGUGGUGGUUCUCCCUGAAUCUAUAGUGACCUCACCUGUGGUGGUUCUACCUGAAUCUAUAGUGACCUCACCUGGGGUGGUUCUACCUGAAUCUAUAGUGACCUCAUCUGGGGUGGUUCUACCUGAAUCUAUAGUGACCUGGGAUGGUUCUACCUGAAUCUAUAGUGACCUCACCUGGACUGGUUCUACCUGAAUUUAUAGUGACCUGUGGUGGUUCUCCCUGAAUCUAUAGUGACCUCACCUGUGGUGGUUCUACCUGAAUCUAUAGUGACCUCACCUGGGGUGGUUCUACCUGAAUCUAUAGUCACCUGGGGUGGUUCUACCUGAAUCUAUAGUGACAUCAUCUGGGGUGGUUCUACCUGAAUCUAUAGUGACCUCAUCUGGGGUGGUUCUACCUGAAUCUACAGUGACAUGACCUGGGGUGGUUCUACCUGAAUCUAUAGUGACCUGUGGUGGUUCUCCCUGAAUCUAUAGUGACCUCACCUGUGGUGGUUCUACCUGAAUCUAUAGUGACCUCACCUGGGGUGGUUCUACCUGAAUCUAUAGUGACCUCAUCUGGGGUGGUUCUACCUGAAUCUAUAGUGACCUGGGAUGGUUCUACCUGA